AUGAGUGGGAUAAAUUCCUCCAUUAACAACAAUAAUAUUCAAAAUACAACUACCAACAAUCUCAAUAAAACACCAUCACCUGCAAAAGAUACGGGUAUACAGAGAAACAAAAGUAUUCGUAAUGGAACAGGACCAAUUCAAUUUAAAGUAAGAAGACCAUCAUCUACAAGUACACAAGAAAAUAACACAAAUGAAUCAAUUAAACCAAAAACAACCCCAGCCAAAGGUUUGAAUAUAUUUGCAGUAUCGCCAAUAGGACAGAACAGUACAACUCCAAAAAAUAUAACAAACUCAAAUUCAAUCACAGAAAAAGUAUCAGCACCAACUACUGUCCACCAAAAUAACACCAACAUAAACACUAGAUCUAAAUCACCAGAUUCAAGAUUUGACGUAAUACUACCUUCAAAAGAAGAAUUAAAAACAAUGCACAUAGAUGAUCAAUUAAGAAUAUUAGCAUUAAAAGAAAUGAUAAUAGUACAAAUAAAAGAUGAAAUAUCUAAUUUAAAUUCAAAUUUGAAAAAAAAUGAAAAUGAAUUACAUGAAUUACGAGAAAUUGUUCAAAAAUCAUUAUAUCAAGAAAUAAGUGGAGCAGCAAGUAAUAAAACCCUUAGUAGACAAAGAACAAACUCGAACCCUCGUGAUCAAGCUAUAGAAAGUAUUAAAAAUAAAAGAAGAUCAAGUUCAAAUGGAUCUAUACCUAUUUAUGAAGAAAUUAAAUCACAACAAGAACAACAACAAGAAUCUCAAAAAUCAAAAUUAUGGAGUGGAUUAUCUAAACCUUUUAAUUUAUUACAACAAUUUGAUACAUUAUUACAAAAUGAAUUUGAAAGAUCAUUAACUUUAGAUUCUCGUACCAAUUAUAAUGCAGAACAACAACAACAACAACAAAGACAACAUAAUUCUAGAAAAUCAGAAGAUUCAAUAAAUAGUAUAGGUUCAAUUACUUCACCACUACGAUCCAAAAGUCAAACUUUGUCAGAAUAUAGAAAUAGUCAUGAUAGAAAAUCAGAUGAUAUGAUUCAAACUGUGUCUUCUUCAAUAUGGUCAUUUGUAAAUGAUGUAAAAGCAAACGUACUAUCUUCUCUUAAUGAAGAAGAAAAUUAUCAAGAUUUUUCAGAUAUUAUUGAUGAUACUAAUGAAGAUGAUGAAAAAAUAGAUUUAUCUAUAUAUAAAAAUUAA
Lodderomyces jiufengensis is the source of this 1179-nucleotide messenger RNA. RefSeq lists its product as uncharacterized. Lineage: Eukaryota; Fungi; Ascomycota; Pichiomycetes; Serinales; Debaryomycetaceae. The coding region runs from base 1 to 1179 and encodes 392 amino acids. The transcript has a single exon. The record is from RefSeq and is a predicted model, not a curated record.